This is a messenger RNA of Triplophysa dalaica, 1964 nucleotides long. RefSeq names its product DEAD (Asp-Glu-Ala-Asp) box polypeptide 28 (gene ddx28). Gene Ontology annotation, biological process: mitochondrial large ribosomal subunit assembly. The coding region runs from base 160 to 1860 and encodes 566 amino acids. NCBI's taxonomy places the organism in Eukaryota, Metazoa, Chordata, Actinopteri, Cypriniformes, Nemacheilidae. The record is from RefSeq and is a predicted model, not a curated record. The transcript has a single exon. Gene Ontology annotation, cellular component: mitochondrion. Gene Ontology annotation, molecular function: RNA helicase activity; nucleic acid binding; ATP binding.
UGUACGUCAUCAUUCCUCGCCAGGAAAACCCGAUGCUGUCUUCACGUGAAUGUAUGCUGCAUUUGUCACAUAAAACUACAAACCAAUGUAUGUAUUUCAGAUGUCAAGCGAUUAUACCAUUAACUUUUGAUUCUAAAUUACCGAACAAGAAUAUCCGCGAUGCAGUUCGCGAAGGUCGGAAACGUCGCUUUUCUCUUCAACAAACAGUUGCCAAUAACGCGCAGUGCUUCUAUUGCGCGCUGUUACGUUCCGUUAAUCUGUGGACACAUCGAUGCAAUGUUUGCGUCAGUACGCAGAAUGACAACAGCUGCCUCGCCGGCUGUGGUGAUCCGCAUACCGAAACGCAUGCAAGAACGCAUAGAAAACAUCAAACAAGUGCAAAGCAAAAGAACUAACAAGCUCCCAACAGUCAAGGCUGGCAGACUGCUGAUCAAGAGCAAGAAUCCUCAGCUAAACCAGUCUGUCGGCUAUACCCUUGGGAAAUUUGAACAGCCAGUGCUUUCCUCUAAGGGAUGGAAAAGCAAGGAAGCACUAGGGGAUUAUUUCACCAUAAACAGCAUCCAGAGCGCACCACCAUUCAUUGUGACACACAAGGGUGAGGACAAUGACACUGCCGGUCACAAGACAUUUGAAUGCUUUCAUAUUUGUCCAGAACUGGUUGAGACAUUACAGAGCCUGAAUAUAAUUCACCCCACGACAGUGCAGAUGCAAACCAUUCCUAAAAUACUGAAGAGGCAUAACAUUCUCUGUGCUGCUGAGACGGGGAGUGGUAAAACAUUGGCUUAUCUGCUUCCCAUCAUCCACAAGCUGCAGGCGGAAAAGAGGUUAGAGACGUUCACAGAUGCGGAGAGACGGAUUCAAGCUGUGGUCAUAGUCCCAUCACGGGAACUAGCGGAACAAGUAACAUCUGUGGCUCGUUCAAUAGGCCAGCGGUUUGGGCUUGUGGUCAAAGCUGUGGGUGGAGGCAGAGGUGUAGGAAACAUCAAAGCGACAUUCUCACACAGCCAACCAGAUGUGCUGGUGGCAACCCCUGGUGCCCUUCUAAAGGCCCUAUGGAAGAAAUUUGUCAGUUUGAGCGAACUGAACUUCCUAGUGAUCGAUGAAGCUGACACCAUGUUUGAUGCUAGUUUUGCAGGCAUGCUUGAGAAAAUUCUCUCCCAUACCCAGGUGGCAUCCAGGCUCUCCGAGACUGUCGGGUUCACCCGUAAAGCUCAGCUGGUUGUCGUUGGAGCUACGUUUCCUGGUGGUGUCGGUGAGAUCCUCAGCAAGGUGACGGACCUGGGCAGCAUGGUCGUUGUUAAAAGCCAGAUGCUACAUCAUCUCAUGCCACAUGUAAAGCAGACGUUUCUGAGGGUGAACGGUGCUGACAAGAUCCUGGAGCUUCAUCAGGCUUUGAAGAAGGCCGAACAGGAGCACAAGGGUGUUCUGUUGUUUUGCAACUCCGCGUCCACCGUAAACUGGCUGGGCUACACGCUGGAGGAAAUGGGCGUUUGUCACAUGAGGCUCCAGGGAGAAAUGCCUGCUGCAAUGAGAGAAGGUAUCUUCAGAAACUUUCAGAGAGGAAACGUUGAUGUUCUCAUUUGCACUGAUAUAGCUUCAAGAGGCUUAGACACACAGAGGGUUGGACUUAUCGUCAAUUAUGACUUUCCGGAAUCUCACACUGAUUAUAUCCACCGAGCAGGCCGUGUGGGGAGAGCAGGUUGCUCCGGUGGAGGAGAGGUGCUGAGCUUUGUUACCCACCGCUGGGAUGUUGAACUUGUGCAGAAAAUAGAGACAGCUGCCAGGAGAAGAACAUCUUUACCUGGGAUGGAGUCUGAAAUAAAAAAUCCCAGCCAUAAAACGGAUUUAUCAAUUGAGUAAAAGGUAGUCUAUUGCAUCAUCAACUAAUGAGCGUUACAUAAAAAUGGAAAGAUUUGAGAUAUUUGUUGUACUUGAGUCUUUAUAAUAAACCAUUUAAUAUGAAA